AUGUCUCACACGCCGGUCCGCGACCGGAGGGGUGCCCCCAGGCGGGCAGCGCACGGCCUGCGCUCCAGCUCCAGCGCUCCGCUGGCCGCGGCCGUCGCGGAGGCCAACAUCAUGCACGCCGUGGCGCUCAUGGACCACAUGGCCCGCCACCACGGGCUUCCGGGAGCGGGGAGGAAGGUCGCUGCGCGCCGGCCAGGGGAGGCGCCUACGUUGGCGCAGCGGUACGGCCUUGUGGCCGCCCCGCCCGCGAAGCUCACCACUUCGGAGUGGAAGGCCGUCAGGGAGAAGUCGCGCGCGAGGGGCGACCUGACGAGCCGCUGCGCGAUCUGCCUCGACGGCUUCGGGAACCAGAAGCAGACCCUGCUGUCGUGCUCCCACGUGUUUCAUAGCACAUGCAUCAAGUCGUUCGAACGCUACGCAGGCGUCCGCGUGUGCCCCAUAUGCCGCGCGGAGCAGUACCAGGCCACGGACGUCCGCGACGGGCGACGCGCCGCGCGGCGGGCGGCCGCGGUGCGCAUCCAGGCGUGGUGGCGCGGCGUCCUCGGGCGCCGGCGGGCGCGCGAGCUGCGCCGCACGCGGCCCCCGCGGGACCCCGCCCUGCGCAGGAAGUGGCUCGAGGAGCGCCUGUCAGACCACACGGACCGCGUGCUUGCAUCGCUCCGGGACGCCCCCGCGACGGGCGGCGACGGUGCGUCCGAUCUGGACGCGUUCCUGAAGGAGAUGGACCGCGGGAUGAGUCAGGCCCGGACGGUGUGCGACCGCGCCGUGAAUGCGUCGGUGUUUCGGCGGUUGAACCGCGGGCAGCCGCUGGACGAGAGUCUGGGGCAGCUGCUGACGCAGCGCGUGGAGGACGAGGAGCGGCGGAUGUGGGCGGAGGAGGAGGCGAGGCAGCGUGCGGAGGAGCAGCACGCGCAGCGGUUGGCGCGGGCGCAGCGGCAUGCGGAGCACAAUGCGCGCGUGCGGGCGGCGGUGUUCGGGGCCGCGCAGGGGCGUGGAGGAGCCGGAGCCGCGGGCAGGGCGGCGGAGGUCGUGGACGACGCGUCGUUCGAGGAAUACCGAACCAGGUCUGCCAUUGAACGGAUUCAAAGCAGGGCGCGCGCGGCGGGCGUCCUGCCGCGCCGCAUCGAUGCCAGUGGUGCCGCAAGCGGCUCGGGCGAGGGUGCGCCGCGCCCGGGAGGGGUCGCGCUGGAGGAGGGCCCGGCGGCGGGGGGGGACGUGGGGGAGUUCUACGACGAGGGCGCGGGGGUCAAUUGGGACGCCGUGGUGGCACGCGUGCUGGAGCGCGGGGCGCUGGACGAGGACUGUCCGAUCUGCAUGGGCGCGAUGAGGCGGGAGACGAGCGACUGCGGGGCGCCGCAAGCCGUCGCGUGGUUGUCAUGUUCGCACGUGUUCCAUGCGCGGUGUCUCGCGGCGUUCGAGACGUUCGAGGAGGCGCGGUGUCCGGGGGGGCGGACGUGUCCGGUGUGCAGGGGGCCGUACGCGCGCAGGUUCAGCGCCGUGCCGGCCCGAUAG
Messenger RNA from Pedinophyceae sp. YPF-701, 1512 nucleotides. The record is from the annotation of a GenBank genome assembly. Lineage: Eukaryota; Viridiplantae; Chlorophyta; Pedinophyceae.